This is a messenger RNA of Conger conger (European conger), 711 nucleotides long. RefSeq names its product polymeric immunoglobulin receptor-like. NCBI's taxonomy places the organism in Eukaryota, Metazoa, Chordata, Actinopteri, Anguilliformes, Congridae. The transcript has 5 exons. The record is from RefSeq and is a predicted model, not a curated record. The coding region runs from base 1 to 711 and encodes 236 amino acids.
AUGAUCUUGUUCUUGAGUAAAGUAGUUGUACACAGAGGAAGAUCUGUCACCUUCCCAUGUCUCUAUGAUAGAGAAUAUGAAAAUCAUGUGAAAUACUGGUGUCAGGGGUACUUAUUGCGAAAUUGCCAUAAUAUAGUAUGCACUGACUCUCCAAAUGUUAAACGUAAAACAUCAAUCACUGAUGACCCCACCCAUCAUGUGUUCACUGUUACCAUGAGAAAGCUUCAGAUGAUGGACUCUGGAUAUUACUGGUGUGCUGUAGAGAUCCAGGGCGCUGGAGAUAAGGGAGCACGUCUGCACCUGUCAGUCACUGCAGCAGGAGUUGGCCGGUGUGGAAGGGGGCCAUGUCACUAUAGUAAAUCAAGAAGCAAGAAGAAGUGGUGCAGGAUAAGGGGCUCCUGUGUGGAAAUGAAUUCUGGUGAAUCUGGAAGAUCAGAGAUGAAAGAUGACCGCUCUAAAAAGGUCUUCACUGUGAUGGUGAGGGAGCUGAACAUGGAGGACACAGGCUGGUAUUGGUGUGCUGCUGGAGAACUACAGAUCCCUGUUCACCUCACUGUCACUCAGAAAACUACAACUACCACAGUCACCACACAGGGAGUCCAGCCUCGCACAGGAGCAAGAGAGGACCGGAGCAACGAGCUGACGAUGCUGACGGUGUGUACACAGUUCACCUGUGCGGACUGGCUGAGAGAAAAAACCAUUGUCAAGUAG